Centrocercus urophasianus (Greater sage-grouse) is the source of this 1756-nucleotide messenger RNA. It is a transcript of the gene ENSA, whose product is annotated as endosulfine alpha. The transcript has 3 exons. Bases 60 to 413 code for a protein of 117 amino acids. Gene Ontology annotation, cellular component: cytoplasm. NCBI's taxonomy places the organism in Eukaryota, Metazoa, Chordata, Aves, Galliformes, Phasianidae. Gene Ontology annotation, molecular function: protein phosphatase inhibitor activity. The record is from RefSeq and is a predicted model, not a curated record.
CGAACGGCGCGCAGUGAGCGCAGAGGUAGCGCGGAGCCCCAAGGCAGCCACACCCCGCCAUGGCCGCCCAGUUGGGUACCGGCGCCCGCGCGGAGGACUCCGGGCAGGAGAAACAGGAUUCGCAGGAAAAGGAAACCGUCAUCCCGGAGCGGGCCGAGGAGGCGAAGCUGAAGGCCAAAUACCCCAACCUGGGCCAGAAGCCCGGCGGCUCCGACUUCCUCAUGAAGAGGCUGCAGAAAGGGCAAAAAUACUUUGAUUCUGGUGACUACAACAUGGCCAAGGCGAAGAUGAAGAACAAACAGCUGCCGACUGCGGGGCCGGACAAGAACCUGGUGACAGGAGACCACAUCCCCAAACCUCAGGACCUCCCGCAGAGAAAAUCCUCACUCGUCGCCAGCAAACUGGCAGGGUAGCCCACGCUCACGGGCUGGUUUUUUUUCCUGUUUUCUUUUUUCUUUUGGUUAAUUGGAUUGAACUUCACUGUACCAUAGAGCUGGGAGCACCAGAAUCCACAUAGUUAUACGAGUAUUUGUAGCAAACACACACCACAACCAAGAAGAACAUGAGAUGCUGGUAGCCCAGGCCAUGCAGGCAGACCUUUGGUGGAGUCGGUUGCACGUUUGCUUUUUGCGAGCAGGUUUGCUGCCUUACCUCUCACAGUGCUCAGAACCAUCCCUGCUCGCAGUCCCUGCAGUGCUGCAUCCCUCCCUGCAGCACCCUGAGGGAAGUGAGGAGCACUGAGAGGAGUUGUGUGGUGUCAUCGUGUUGUUUUCUUUGGGUGUCUGUAGGGGAAGACGCGGAGGGGGAAGUGGCAGAAGCCGAUACGUGGCCUGCAGUCUGGUUAGGUGUGUGUGUUAGAGUUGUUAAUGAAGUGGUUGAGUUGGUGGCUGCAAUGGAGGCAGCAGCCUUGGAGGCUUUGCAGGCAGUUUCUCUCCUCCUGCUCUGUCCUCUGCCAGGGAUGCCUGCAGCUGUGAAUGGAGCUGCCUGCUCAGAGCCCGGAGUCGUGCACAGGGCUGCUGGUUGGGAUGGGUGUGAGUGUCAGAGCAGCAGGACAGCAGCACCCCAGGGAGGAGAAAGAGAUUGUAGAGGCAAACGUGUGUUGGCAAUGUUAGGCACCCCUUGAGGUUCUUUUUUUUUUUUUCCUUUUGUCCUUUUUUUUUCUUGCCUUUUUGUUUCAGGCUUGAAAAAAAGCAAACCAUGAAGUCAGUGUGGUGGCUGCAGCAGAGUGGGGCGCGCUCAGUGCCCGCUUGGUGCUGCUGAAGCAGCUCCAGGUGUGGGGCGUUCGGUGGGGCUGAGGUUUGUGCCAGGGCAGCACCGAGUCCAGGCCAGAUUUGAGCCCAGUUGUAGAGGUGGAGCAGGCCGUGUGGGUUUUGGGGAGCUGUGUUGGAUCAGGAGAAAACGAGGGAGGCAGUGGGUGAUGAUGCACCGCACAGCUUUCCUCACAUGUGAUCCUGGCCGGGUCGCUCACAGAGCUGCACUUUAUUGCGCUCCCAUGCUGCUGCUCUGAGCAGGGAGCGAGGCUGUGCUCAAACACAUCUGCUGUCAGGUGGCUCAUCAGUGACCCUGGGCGAGGAGCCGUGGCCCUACAGCCGUGGACUUUGCUCUGAGGAGUGUGGCAGGGACAGGCAGUGUGCCUCGCGCAGCUCCUCGCCCAGCCCCGCGCUGCCUGCUAGGAUGCUCUGCUGUUGGUCCCAGCUGCAUUGUAAAUAGAUACGAAUCAUAUAUACAAAUAUAUAUAUAAUUUUUUACAUCUUCA